Messenger RNA from Dentiscutata erythropus, 375 nucleotides. The record is from the annotation of a GenBank genome assembly. NCBI's taxonomy places the organism in Eukaryota, Fungi, Glomeromycota, Glomeromycetes, Diversisporales, Gigasporaceae.
UAUGUAAAUAUUGCAAUACUCGAUUUAGCCAAUGAACUUGAGGUGCAUCUUGCAAAAGAAUGUGAAGAUGAAAGCAUUGAUGAUGAAAUAAGAAGCAAAUAUCUUGAAAUUGCAGUUCAGAGACAACUAUCAAAAGAAAAACUAAAGGAAGCAAUUAAUUGUACAAUUAUUAAAGCCUUUGCUAUGUGUAGACUUCCAUUUUCCAUAAUUAAGAAUCUAUGGUUUAUCGAUAUACUUAAAUCUUUACAAUCUUCAUAUGUACUACCUAUUUAUGAAUAUCUUUCUAAUAUAUUAUUAAAUGAAGAAGUGAUUAAAAUUAAUUGGGAGACUGAAAAAUACUUAAAUACUGCAGAUAACUUGACACUUGGUAAUUAG